GGAAGGGGGGAAGGGGGGGAGUCCUCCAAUUUCAUGGACUCCAUGGGCUCCACCUGAACUCCACCUGGGGGAUCUCUGUGGCACAGAUCUUCGUCCACCAUCGUCAUUGACAACGCCGCCAGGGCGGGGGGGCAGCAACCAGAACCACACCCCUGCCGUCCCAGCACCGUUGCCAAUAGCCGUCAUCUCUCCCGCCGGCUCACCGCCGAUGUCGAUGUCAAUGCCAACGUGUUCACACUCCGCAACCCAGCCAGCUCUAAACAAGGGGGGGGCACCCCCGUCGGCAGAAUUGGCACCCUUGUCCACACAAAGUAACCCCGGGGGCCGCCGUAGCAGCAAGGCAGCGGGCAACCCAUACUGCCACAGCCACUGCCGCCGUCCGGGUGUCGCCUUCCUCCAAUGCCCAAUGCCGAUGCUGCCGACGCCGGCGCCGACCACCAAGCCAGGCCGCCACUGGAGAAAAAACGUUCCAGUCGGCCCCAUCCGAGGCCAUCCGGAGCCCUCCUUACCUCCCUAGGCUGGGGAGACACCCUAUCACCCGAGCGGGGGACCCAAGAUCUCCACAGGGUCCCCCCUGGCUCGAGCCAGCCCAAAGGGCUCACCGCCACCGACGGCAAUGGCAUCAACGCCGCCACCGUCCACCUGGCCACCGGACCAAGCCAGGCCGCCGGCGCCAGCAGAGAGAAUCGCUGCCAGAGAAAAAACACUCCGGGCGCCUCUCCCGAGGCCCGGGCAGGGGACCCAAGAUCUCCAAAGGGUCCCCCGAGCCGGCCUGAAAAGGCUUGCCACCAUUGCCGGUCAUGCCAACGGCGCCGCUCACCCGACCGCUGGACCAGGUCAGCGCCGCCGGGGAAAAUUGCUGCUGGGGAAGAUCGCUCCAGGGCUCCUCCUGAAGCCGCCCGAAGCCCACCUCGAAUUACCUGGCUGAGGAGACAGUCCUUCACGGGGACCCAAGGUCUCAAAAGGGUCCCCCCUGGCCUAGACUGGUCGAAAGAGGCUCACCGCCGCAUUUCUCAAUCAGUGGCGUGACGCCAUCUUGGACAUGCGCAUAGAUAGCCACCCAGACAAAGAACAACAUAUCAGGUGUGGGUUGUUGUUUUUCAUAAG
Messenger RNA from Ahaetulla prasina, 1107 nucleotides. RefSeq lists its product as uncharacterized. The coding region runs from base 400 to 1029 and encodes 209 amino acids. The transcript is spliced from 2 exons. Lineage: Eukaryota; Metazoa; Chordata; Lepidosauria; Squamata; Colubridae. The record is from RefSeq and is a predicted model, not a curated record.